This is a messenger RNA of Phodopus roborovskii (desert hamster), 636 nucleotides long. RefSeq names its product stimulator of chondrogenesis 1 (gene Scrg1). Bases 177 to 473 code for a protein of 98 amino acids. The transcript is spliced from 3 exons. The record is from RefSeq and is a predicted model, not a curated record. Lineage: Eukaryota; Metazoa; Chordata; Mammalia; Rodentia; Cricetidae.
CUGGAGCAGAGGCUGCCAAUCUCAGGCACAGACAAGGCAGACAAAGGUUCAUUUGUAAAGAACCUCCUUCCACCACCUCCUCUCUUCUCCUUUGCCCAGACUACCCAGUCAGCUGGAGCAUUUAAGAAGGUUCUUCUGUCAAUAAGACUGAAAAGAAAGAAAAAGGAACAAAAGCCAUGAUGAAAUUUGUGGUGCUUGUCACUCUUGGGCUAACUUUGCUGCUAGGAGUCCAAGCCAUGCCUUCAAGUCGCCUUUCUUGCUACAGAAAGAUGCUAAAAGAUCGCAACUGUCACAACCUUCCAGAGGGCAGAGCCGACCUGACAUUGAUCGACACAAACAUCCAGCAUCAUUUCUGGGAUGGGAAGGGAUGUGAGAUGAUCUGCUACUGCAAUUUCAGCGAAUUGCUCUGUUGCCCAAAAGAUGUCUUCUUUGGACCAAAGAUCUCCUUUGUGAUCCCCUGCAACAGUCACUGAGGAUAGCCAUGCAUUCUGGAGAACUGGGGUGGUUCCCAGUUUCCCACCAACUGCAUCUAUAUAGCUACAGUUACGAUUUCCAUCCAGUAUAUAAAAGCAAGUGCAAAGCCUCACUUGCUGGGGGAAACCUGGCUAACAAAGCAAUAAAAGUUAUUUCCACUCA